Messenger RNA from Amoebophrya sp. A25, 383 nucleotides. Lineage: Eukaryota; Dinophyceae; Syndiniales; Amoebophryaceae. The record is from the annotation of a GenBank genome assembly.
CCUCAAUGCUACCUGGUGAAGUGGGGAAUUUGCGCAGAGAAUCUCGCAGGUGGACAAACAGGCAUGACACUGUAUCCGCCAGCCAUGGACGUGAAGUUUUGGCGGUCAAGGAGAGCACAGGUUGACGAACAGCGGCACUUCUAUCUUGACUUGAGCACCACGCCACUCCAAGGUGAGGCUGAAAAGGAAACAGAUGAGGAAAUCUUCAACGCUAGCUGUGCUUCGCCUUCUGUAAUCGCGAAGUUUCGAAGUAUCAUUUUAGGUAACCACGAAAUUAUACAGACAAGCAACGAAAUCGAAAUUCAAGAUGAAAAUGAAUCGCUGGAGUCAGCAAAAGCAGAAGGGCCUGCGCCCUAGCGUCAAUAUUUCCUUUUCGACAUUAU